AGGCAAUGGAGGGAUGGUGAGAGCUGGCAGAAACUGAACUAUCCCCACACCAUGGCAAACAGCAACACUGACGUGGGACACGUAUUGGUCAAGGUUCAAGAGGAUCUUCAAGAGCUGAAAGAGAAAAUCACAAACAUUACAAUACAUGGGAAAGCAGCAACAGUGGACAUUCAAACACUUGAAACAGCCAUUCGUAGGACAGAAAUGGGCCUAAAGAGUCAUGCAGCAGAAUACUUGAAUGUAAUCAAUAACCAAGUGUUGACCCUUCCUGCUGUGGAAUACAGAGAUAUGUCAGUUGCACACCCUUUACCUGCUCCUGUUUCACUGAGUAUCAAUAAAAUAAUCAAGAAACCUGUUGUCUACCCAUCUUUGAACAAAAAGCACCAUGGUAUCCAGCUAUGGAAUGCACCUGAACAUAUCUCACCUGGAACACAACACAAGCAUGCCAUGGAUAUGAGGAUUUUGCGUGAUCCCACCAAUCCAAAGAACAGAAAUCUUUUACAUCAGAACUAUGGGAUUCAGCUUCCUCUUAUUAAGAAUGAAAUACCUGAU
Rhincodon typus (whale shark) is the source of this 552-nucleotide messenger RNA. Its product is annotated as IQ motif-containing protein H-like. NCBI's taxonomy places the organism in Eukaryota, Metazoa, Chordata, Chondrichthyes, Orectolobiformes, Rhincodontidae. The transcript is spliced from 5 exons. The annotation marks the transcript as partial. The record is from RefSeq and is a predicted model, not a curated record.